AUGUCCCUGCUGGCACAGGAGAUGGGCGCCGUCUGCUCCUUCUAUCAGUCGCCCAAGGGGCUGCAGAGCAGGGCUGCCACCCUGGAUUCACUCCUGGGAGAGCUCUCAGAACGCCACAGCCGGGCUGGACAAGCCCUGCUCCAGAGACACCUGGAUGAAGUGAAACGUUCCAACCUCAACCCAGAGCUGGCAGUGCCCAAACAGCCCCAACACUUCCUGGAAGAACUUCCCCAGCAGUUGUCCUUCUGCCUGCUGAGCUGGCAAAGCCCAGACUGUGACCUCAGCGAGCAGCAGAAACACCGCUGGGAAGUUGAGCAUUGCCCGGGCUCUGUGACUCGGAUGCUGCACGUCUCAGGGAUGAAGAUUGUAAAGCUGGAAGCUCUGAGACAGAAAUGUCUCUACAGAGUCCUGGAUCUCUACAGCCACCUCCAGGCUGCGGCUUGCCCAGAAGGUGUGAGCAGGAUCCUGAGCAGCUUCAGGUGCCAGAAUCCAGCUGAAGAAGUGGCCCGGGAGGUGGCUGAGAGCAGGGAGCAGCAGCAAGCAGCCAGAGCCGUGGAUUUCCUCCAGAAGCACCAUCAGGAGGGGGAUCUGCUGAAGGGGUUAAACGCAGAGGCAGAGGCUGAGCUGAGAAAAAUGCAGGCACAGUUCAGGCUGGAGCUUCAAACCCUGACAGAGGAGAAGGCCAGAGAAGGGGAGGUGCUGCAGGGGACGCGGGGACAGCCGUGUGGGGACCUGGUGGCCUACGCCCUGCUCGCCCAGAGCCACCUGCGGCGCGCGGUGACUGCGCUCCAGGACUGCCAGCGCCUCCGCGGCACCGCCCUGCGCGCCCGAAGGGAGGGCACAGGCCUGGGACACCUCGUGGACUCAGCACUGGAUGAUGAGAGCGGGGACGUUCUGCAGCUCCUGAAGGACGACACUGAAUAUUUAUUUUUAGUGCUGGAAUUUCUACAGGCUGGAAGGUUCUUAGAGCUGAGAGAAACCCACUUCAAGGAAAUGAUCAGAAGCUUAAAAUGCUGCAGGCAGGAGAAGUUUGUGGAAGAUGCAAACGUCACAACCAAAGAAGUGAAAAAAUUCAGAGAGGAGAAAAUGAGAGAGCUGAAGGAAGAGCUGAAGCAAUUCCUGGAAAAGAAAAAAACUGAGAAUAUUUCCAGUAGCUUUGAUCCAUUUCAGAGUUUGAGGAAGGAUUGCCCCGAGAGGAAUUCUUCCCCGGCAGAGGAUUUCCAGCUGCACUGGCUGAAGCUGAGCGGGAGCUCGGCAGGAGAGAAGAGCGGGGAGCUGCAGCAGGAGAGGGAACCCCCACCCCAGUGCCGGGGGGCACUGCCAGGGCCACAGCGCGGGCCAGGGGAGCAGCUCCAGGGGUUCCUGACCGCGGGUAUCAAGGUGCUGAAGCAGGCAGAGCACCUGAUGGCAUCGAGGAUCACCCUGCUGAACCCUCAGCAUGGGUUUGGGUUCCGGGGGAAAAGCUCCUCUUUGCUCCUCGGCCUCCUGCAGGAGGUGAACGACGAGCUCCGAAGUCACGCAGCAGCAGCUGGGCUGGGACACAGCCAAAGGCUGGAGAAAACAGAAUCACACAACAAGAAGUGGCUGAUGAAGAAAAAACAGAAUUUCCUUCACCUCCUGAGCAGCAGUGGAAGGGACAGCCUUGGACAGAAGGCACACCUUGAGGAGGAAACUGCGAGCUCCUUUUCCCCUUCAGAGCUGGAGGAUAAAGUGGACGCAUUAACUGAGGAGCUGGUGCAGAUUCUAGAGGAUGAAGAGCAGUUUUUAAGCAGUGAAGGCAAUGAAGAUCUGCUCUCUUAUUACCUGGAAAUAACCAGCUUGGAGAAGGAGAGUUUGCCCAGGGGCUCCUUAAAUCAGGAGGGAAAGCAGUGCAGGAAUGGAAGUGGCAAGACAGAAAUGACAUUUCUGGCCACAUCCAAGUGCUGAGAAGAAAUAUUGCUGCAAAAGCCCAGAGUCCAAGUUUCCAGGAACAGGAGCAGAAAAUAGAACCACUCAAC
This is a messenger RNA of Vidua chalybeata, 1997 nucleotides long. RefSeq lists its product as uncharacterized. The record is from RefSeq and is a predicted model, not a curated record. Lineage: Eukaryota; Metazoa; Chordata; Aves; Passeriformes; Viduidae. The transcript has 13 exons. The coding region runs from base 1 to 1926 and encodes 641 amino acids.